Pseudogymnoascus destructans is the source of this 387-nucleotide messenger RNA. RefSeq lists its product as uncharacterized. NCBI's taxonomy places the organism in Eukaryota, Fungi, Ascomycota, Leotiomycetes, Thelebolales, Thelebolaceae. The record is from RefSeq and is a predicted model, not a curated record. The transcript has a single exon. The coding region runs from base 1 to 387 and encodes 128 amino acids.
AUGCUGUCUUGGAAUAUGAAAAGUUCCAAAUAUCCAUUGAGUCCAUAUGUUGGGGAGGGCAUGGAAGCGUUCAUUGGAUGGGUAAUGACACUCCAAUCAAGUUUGACUCUCUGCCUCUCUGAGCUUAUUGUCCACUUGUUCGUCAGGAGAUCGGAUGCUUCGGAGGGACAUCAAGUCGUACUCAUUGGGUCGAUCAAGUUGAAUCCAUUUCUGGAACCCCACACUCUGGGUGCGAAGUCGGUCGAUGUCCAACAUGGGACUGGAAAAGUGCUACUCGAGGUUUCCUAUGUCGAGAAAGAGAUACUCCCCUUCGAGGACUGGAAGAAGUUAAUACUGGCGAUCUUGUCCAUGUCAAAAAGGAAGACACGAAUCGAUGCUACGCCAUGA